AUGGGAAUAAUAAUGAAAGAUUGGCUUCUUACGCUUUACUAUGAACUUAGUGCUUUCAAUGUUGGAGUAGUAAAACGUACAUUAGCAAUUGAUGAUGAUGGAAAAACGGCGUUUUGUUAUUAUGAGAAAGGUAAACCUGUUUCGGGACAAGCGAGCAUGGUUUUUAUCCAUGGAUUUUCAUCGAGUAAAGAAGCAUGGCUUCCUGUAAUAAAAUAUAUUUCUGAUGGGUAUCAUUCGAUCUUGAUUGAUUUACCAAAACAUGGCGAAACAGUGGAUUCGAAAGACGAUCCUCACACGAUUGAUGACGUUCUUGAUAAACUAAAAAUGUUUCUUGAUGCAAAAAAAUUAGUCAAUCCUAUCUACUUAAUCGGUGCAUCGAUCGGAGGUACAAUCGUUGCUUUAUUUACCAUCAAAUAUCCGGAAUAUAUCAGUAUGAUCUGUUUACUUGCACCACCUCCGAUGAAACAGUAUGAGAGUGAAUUAAUUCAACAAUUACGGGCUGGCAUGGAUCAUAUCGUUUUACCUGCGACAGUGGAAGAAUUCUAUAGUAUGGUCGAUUUGUUGACAGUGAAGAAGGUUCAGGAACCAAAAGCGUUUGUUGAUAAAUAUUUCAAAUCGCGAUUACGUGUUUUAGAACAACAGAGAGAUAUAUUGAAAUCAUUUCUCGAAUAUGAAUAUCUUCAUCUUGAACAAUAUUAUGAUCAAUUGAAAACAGUUCAAUGUCCAGCGUUGAUACUCUGGGGUCGUCAAGAUCAGUUGUGUGUCGUGGAAGCAGCUGGUUAUUUCUCCAAGUUAAUAUCCGAUUCUCAAGUCAAAAUAUUCGAUGAAUGCGGUCAUUUCAUACCUUAUGAAAAAUCAGAAGAAACAGCUAAGAACAUCGUCGAAUUCUUAGAUGUGCAUUCUUAUGAUAUCAUUGAAGUUUCAACUGCAUUUUAA
Molecule: messenger RNA, 936 nt
Organism: Adineta ricciae
Lineage: Eukaryota; Metazoa; Rotifera; Eurotatoria; Adinetida; Adinetidae
Source: the annotation of a GenBank genome assembly